ACCACCGUUAAGCGCCCUCGCCCAACCCGACGUCCUCGUCCACCGCCAACAGCCAAAGGCUCUUGCAAGGGCUCGAAGAUUCCGAUGGACCCAUGCUUAAAAAGUUCUUGGAGUCUUGAUAUCCCAACGACUCAGAAAUUCAUGGAGGACAUUCUAACAGCCAUCCCACAAGUUACCGUAAAGGAUGUACGGGUCAGUGGAACCGCCAAGCUCGAAUUCCACGGCAAACAGGCCACGUUUACGUAUGACGGCUUUACCGUCGCGUAUGUUCAGAAGCUACUGGACAGGGACACGCCGGUCAGCGUUGUCGUCAACGGGAAAGCGACUGGCGUCGUCUCCACGGCUUCAGGAGGCGACGGUUCCGGGACGCUGUGCCUUUCCUUCACCAAGGGGACGGGGACUGCCGAGGCAAAGGUGCCGUCACUGGGUGUCGAUACCAAAUUUGAUCUUGCACCCGGCGGUGGUUAUUUCUCCAACGGCAAGGCUACGUAUACUUGCCAAGGUGACAAAAUGACACUGAAGCCUAUUGGGUCUCCGAAGACCAAGAAGGGAGUGCCCAGCUGGGGCCCUUACUCGUAUAAUGCGGACUAA
Molecule: messenger RNA, 591 nt
Organism: Fusarium oxysporum Fo47
Lineage: Eukaryota; Fungi; Ascomycota; Sordariomycetes; Hypocreales; Nectriaceae
Exons: 1
Source: RefSeq, a predicted model, not a curated record